Rhizoctonia solani is the source of this 654-nucleotide messenger RNA. RefSeq lists its product as uncharacterized. The transcript has 3 exons. Lineage: Eukaryota; Fungi; Basidiomycota; Agaricomycetes; Cantharellales; Ceratobasidiaceae. The record is from RefSeq and is a predicted model, not a curated record. Bases 1 to 654 code for a protein of 217 amino acids.
AUGUCCAAGGUGGAUGGAGCCAAUGUUAUAGAUUCAAUCAGCAGUCAGUUCACUGAUACUCUGCGUACGCUCAACAACCGGGCCCUGCACGGGAUCUAUAAUUCCAUUGAGGACAAACACGGUGCAUUCAAUAUUCAAACAUGCACGUCCUAUGUUCAGUCAUGCGGAGCUGCACUCCAGGGACUGCGGUUUGGUAUCUACUGGCGCUCACUGGAAAAUAGCCCCAUGCCCAAAGCUCAAAAGGGCCUGGCCAUACUUGAAGCGUAUUUGGAGUCGCGUAACAUGCAGCUUAAUACCAAGACCAAGGCAGGGAAGGAGAUGGCGCAGGAACUCAAAAAAUCUUCAGAUUUCAUAGCAUACAAGUCGGCAUUCAACAAUUUUAAGCGGGGAGCAGUCCGAUUCCUGGAGGGAUACAAAGUGUUUGGGUCAAUUAUUUUGGUCUGCCCACUCCUUGAUUUCAACUCGUUCAAGGACCCGGUCAUAGGCGCACGUAUCAAUGGCCUUUUGCCCGAAGUAAAGAAGUUGCAGAGUCCUCGGCGUGCUAAAGAACAAGAAGAAAUUCAAAACAAACUUGUGUUGGCCAUAUUCCAAAGACUGCCGACCAGUAAGGUGUUUAUGGAUGCAUUGGAAGACAUUAAAUCCGAUGAGAAUUAG